UCCCUCCCUUCCUCCCUUCCUCUCCCUCUCUCUGUCUCCUCUCCCUCUCCUUCCCUCCAGUAGUUCUCUCUCUAAAUAUUUUGGGAACCUUCUGUGUUGUUGGUCUGGCCCCAAAAGUGAACAAGCCAAAGGUACAAGGUGAUGAAGAACUGGGGAGUCCUCGGGGGUGUCGCUGCAGCCCUGGCCGCAGGCAUCUACGUGCUUUGGGGGCCCAUCACUGAGAGGAAGAAGCGCCGCAAAGGGCUCGUGCCUGGCCUUCUCAACUUGGGAAACACCUGCUUCAUGAACUCUCUGCUGCAAGGCCUCUCUGCCUGUCCUGCUUUCAUCAGGUGGCUCGAGGAAUUCACUGCCCAGUACCCUGCUGACCAGAAAGAGACCAGCAAGCCCCAGUACUUAUCCUUGACUCUGCUGCGGCUCCUGAAAGCCCUGUCUUGCCAAGACGUUGCUGGGGGCAGUGAGGACGAGGAGGAGGUCCUGGAUGCUGGCUGCCUGCUGGAAGUGCUUCGGAUGUAUAGGUGGCAGAUCUCCUCAUUCGAAGAACAGGACGCACACGAGCUGUUCCACGUCAUCACGUCGUCCCUGGAAGACGAGAGAGAUCGCCACCCUCGGGUUGCCCAUCUGUUCGACAUGCAUUCUCUGGAGCAACAGCCUGAAGUGACUCACCAGCAAAUAAGUUGCCGCAUUCGAGGGGCGCUGCACCCCAUGUCCAGCACCUGGAAGUCUCAGCACCCUUUCCACGGGAGACUGACUAGUAACAUGGUUUGCAAACACUGUGAACACCAGAGUCCUGUGAGAUACGAUACCUUUGACAGCCUUUCCUUAAGUAUCCCAGCUGCCACGUGGGGUCGUCCUUUGACUCUGGACCACUGCCUGCAUCAUUUCAUCUCAUCCGAAUCAGUUAGGGAUGUUGUGUGUGACAAUUGCACCAAGAUCGAGGCAGAAGGGACCCUGAAUGGGGAAGUGGUCGAGCACCAGAGAACCACGUUUGUCAAACAGCUGAAGCUCGGCAAGCUUCCUCAGUGUUUGUGUAUCCAUCUGCAAAGACUGAGCUGGUCCAACCAGGGCACGCCUCUGAAACGUCACGAACACGUCCAGUUUAAUGAAUUCCUGAUCAUGGACAUCUAUAAAUACCACCUCCCUGGCUGCAAGCCACGCCAGCACCAUCCCAGGCCGAAGGAGAGCGCCGGGCCUGCCCCAGAAGGGAAGGAUGGCGCGCCCGCCCCCGCACCAGCCUCAGUUCAGCCCGGCAGGACCAAAGCCCUUUUUGUCAAUGGGGCCUGCUCCUCCCCAGCGCUGCUGCCAAGCCCGGGGCCUUUCUCCCUCCCAGGUGUUCCUGACUAUAGCUCUUCUGUGUACCUCUUCCGGCUCAUGGCUGUUGUGGUCCAUCAUGGAGACAUGCAUUCUGGACACUUUGUGACUUACCGACGCUCCCCCCCUUCUGCCAAGAACCCUUUCUCUGCCAGCAGCCAGUGGCUGUGGAUCUCGGACGACACUGUGCGCAAGGCAAGCUUGCAGGAGGUUUUAUCUUCGAGCGCUUAUCUGCUCUUUUACGAGCGGGUGCUUUCGAAAGCUCAGCAACACCAAAGCCAGGAGUACAAAUCUGAGGAGUGAAACUACCCGAGAGCUGGGCCUAGGGGAGUACUCAGAACCGUGCAGAAAAAAAAAUGAAAAACCCUCCAUUUUUCUCUGUAUACCUUAUGAAAAUAGCCUGACUAGUCCCUCGACAUUCCGGCCUGGUGGUGGCGGCAAGCUCUCUCAGAAGGAGCCGUCGUCUCCGAUCCAUGCCCCAACCAAGCUACCAGAAGCAAGUCUGCCAUUGGUGUGCCCUGUGGAGUGCCAUUGGGUUAGAAAGCAUCCAUGAUGUCUACACAACCCUUUGCCCUGCUCUGACACGGGUGACUGCAGAGCUCCAGACGCCCGAGGCCACUUUUUCCUUCUUGGAUGUGUAAAGUGCAAGUUUUAAGGAGAUUCACUUGUUUUAUUCUUUAAAAAUUCCAGUCAGAUUUCUCUUUUUAAAAAAUCAGGCCUGUAGACGCUGUGAAGGAGAAUUACCCUAGUUAUUAAAGGCAGUGAUUUAAAAGAAGUGCCUUCCCCUUGUUUAAAUGAUCACAGUCCAGCCGACUGCUUCUGUAACGGGCCCGUCCAAAGAUGUGUAACUCAGUGGUGAAAGACCUUUGGGAACAGCCCACUCCUCCGAUUCUCAGUGGAGGGCCGACGCAGCCCCACUUUUGUAUGGCCUUUUCUAACGGGGCAGGUCUUUCUGUGUGGGGAGAGGACCUGGCCGAAGUUAAGCUGCCCUUUGGAACCAGAAGGCCUUUGUUUCCCUUCUUCCACCUGCCACGAGUGUACGUUGGGGGGUUUGGGGGUUCUAAGUGUGGUGAGCCCACUUGGCCGGGAGCCGGGGGCAGGCCUAGCAGGGACCUUAGAAGCUGGAUCACAAGGGGUUCAAGCAGUCUUGGCCUGCUACCAAGCAGAGCUUGUCUCUUUUUAACAGCAGCUCCAGCAGCCAUGUAGAUCAGCUGUCUUUAUCACCCAGGGCUCUCCCUCACCACCCCCAAGUCUAACUCUGGACCCUCCCACACCCCACAGGAUGAAAGAAAAUACCAAGUUGAAUCAUGUUCUCUUUGCCUCUUUUCAGAGUCGUAAGUCCAGGCACUCUAGGGUUGACAGACUUGUUAGUGCCUAGGGUUGGCCUGCGUGUUUUAGUUAAGGCUUAAAAAGAAUAAAAAGAUAAAGCAAGUAUUAAAUUUGUGCUAAAAUGACAAACUAGGGAGGAGAGUUGGGCCUGGAUCCCCAAAGCUGGUGGUUCUGUGGCUGGUCCUCAUCUGCCCAUGUGUCUGAGCAAGAAGGUGCAUUUGGGUAAGCAAUUCGGAGGAGGCCUUCUUCCCGGGAUGGGCCCAGCAGCGUGUGCCCUGGAGCUGCCCUGGGCCAGGAGGCCUGCUGGGAAGGGGCCUCAGCUCCCCAGCAGGCCCCCAUCAGGGCAUCGAGACAAAUGGAUCUGCUGUGGCCCAGGCCAGGGAAGCAGCCUGCAUUCUGGGGUGAGGACUUGCUGCAGAUCCCUCUGAGAGGGGAAUAAGGACGUUUGCACCACCACCAGCAUAUCUCUGCAGGUCAGAAGGGAGGCCGAGGAUCUGACGGAUGUCUGCGGGGAAAAACCGAUGAACCACGUGUGUGUGUGUGUCUUCUAAAGUUCUCAAUGAUUACCCCGAAGCCAGAUUGGUUCUGAGGUGGGAGAAGAACCUUUAGUUCCCUACAGCAGAACCCCAAGUUAAUAAAGGAGUAGCUCGGACCCAAACCACCGGGGCGCUGGGGCUACCAUCCCCCGUUUUUGUACCCGCUCUGUGGAUGAUGGCAAUAAAGAAUGAUGUUCUUAGAACAGCUCACGGUGGUGGUUUCAGCUUUACUGGUUCAUUUCAGAAACAAACACAGACAUGGGAGACGACAGUCCUUUAAUAAAUCAACACGUGCGGCUUCA
Monodelphis domestica (gray short-tailed opossum) is the source of this 3475-nucleotide messenger RNA. It is a transcript of the gene USP30, whose product is annotated as ubiquitin specific peptidase 30. The record is from RefSeq and is a predicted model, not a curated record. Gene Ontology annotation, biological process: protein deubiquitination. Gene Ontology annotation, molecular function: cysteine-type deubiquitinase activity. NCBI's taxonomy places the organism in Eukaryota, Metazoa, Chordata, Mammalia, Didelphimorphia, Didelphidae. Gene Ontology annotation, cellular component: cytosol; nucleus.